GAGCUGGGUCCUGAGGGGAGCCAAGGAACUCUGCGAGCCAAGGGCUGCCAGCUUCCUACAGCAUCUGGGGGCCUGCAGUCCUGGGAUCCUCCUCUGGAGUCCUCCAAAGCCCUUUUGUCUCUUGGAGAAACACCCUGACUAUAAAAGCUACCCUUGUGCACAAGGCCUUCUGUCUGAAGCUUUCCUCCUUUGCUCUUGUGACAUUCAGCUCAGCUGUAAGAACAUGUGUGGCCUCCUGCCAUCAGUAGAUGCACCAUCCAAGCCACCCUGAGCAGCUCACAGCUCCUCGAGCAUGAGACAGGAGCGAGUCAUCACGAUGCCAGCACUGCCUCUGGAUGAACUCCAGUUGACAGAAAGGGAUCCCAAGACAGGGAAACUGAGAACUUUACCAGCACUGCACCCAGAAAUAAAAGCAGAUCGGUCUUUUGUGCUAUACAGACCACCACCUGUUGUCAGAGACCCUGCUUUAGUGGAAGAGUUCUUGGAGCGAGCAAAAUUCAUUGCAGAUGACCUCAACUGGCUUCUGGCUUUGCCUCAUGACAAGUUCUGGUGCCAGGUGAUAUUUGAUGAGACACUUCAGAAGUGUCUGGAUUCCUACCUGUGCUAUGCCCCUCGCAAGUUUGAUGCCUUGUUGGAUUGCCACCCAGAGGUGAAUGACAUGCAGAAGUGUCUUCAUCGAAGCGUCUUCCUGACUUUCCUCAGAAUGUCCACUCACAAGGAGUCCAAAGAUCAUUUUAUUACUCCCUCUGUCUUUGGAGAAAUUAUUUACAACAACUUCCUGUUUGACAUCCCUAAGAUUCUGGAUCUCUGUGUGCUUUUUGGGAAAGGAAAUGGUCUCCUGCUCCAGAAGAUGAUUGAAAAUAUCUUCACUCAGCAACCAAGUUACUAUGGUGACCUAGACGAAACUCUGCCCACUGUCCUCCAGGUGUUCAACAAUAUUUUGCACAAGUGUGGUUUGCAGUGUGAAGGAGCCUCUGCUGAGCCCCAGAAAUUGGAAGAAAAAGUGAAUGUGACUCCUGGGAACAUGCCCCUCCAGGAGCUGAAGGAUAUUGUCCUGUAUUUAUGUGACACUUGCACAACGCUCUGGGCGUUUCUUGAUGUCUUCCCAUUGGCUUGCCAGACUUUCCACAAACAUGACUUCUGUUACAGAUUAGCUUCAUUUUAUGAAUUGGCAGUUCCUGAGCUGGAAUCUGCAAUCAAGAAGAGGCACUGUGAGAACAGCAGUGUUUUUGCUGACUUGUGGAGGAGAAUUUCACAUUCCAGAAAGAAGAUGAUGGAAGCUUUUCACAUCCUAAUAAACCAAGUCUGUCUGCAGCCCAUCUUAGAAAGCAGCUGUGAGAACAUUCAGCCUUUUAUUGAGGAAUUUCUACAGAUCUUCACUUCGGUGCUUCAGGAACGGAGAUUUCUCCGUGACUAUGACGAGCUGUUUCCUGUUGAGGACGAUGUCAGUCUGCUUCAGCAAGCAUCCUCCACACUAGAUGAGACCAGGACAGCCUAUAUCCUCCAAGCAGUGGAAAGUGCAUGGGAAGGGGUGGACAGGAAAAAAGCACAAGCCAUUAAAGAUCCAACAGCAUCAGCAGCGUGUAACGGAGCAUCAGCACUAGUGGAGAGCGCCGCUGAGGACAUGGAAGAGCUCGGGGCUGCCUAUGCCUCAGAGGAUGAGUGUGCCGGGGCAGCUGCUGCACCCAUUGCCAAGGUGUCAGGGGUGGAGCUGGACUCUCUGAUCUCUCAAGUCAAAGACUUGCUGCCAGACCUCGGGGAGGGCUUCAUCCUGGCCUGCCUGGAGGAGUACAGUUACAAUGCAGAGCAAGUGAUCAACAACAUUCUAGAAGAUAAGCUGGUGCCAUACUUGGAUAAGCUGGACCGAACAAUGCAAAGACAGCUGAAGCCAGACCCUACUCCUCUAGUCACUUCUCGUUACAAUGUCUUCCAGAAUGAUGAGUUUGAUGUUUUCAGUAGGGAUUCAGUGGAUGUUUCACGGAUACAGAAAGGCAAGCGAAGGGAGAAGGACACGACCAGGAGUUUGCUGAAUGACAAACGCCUGGUUGCUGAGCAGAAGGAGCGCUACAGCCAGUACAGCAUCGUUGUGGAGGAGGUUCCUGUGCAGCAAGGAGAGGCUCAGCUCUACAAGGAGGACUAUGAGGAUGAGUACGAUGACACUUACGAUGGAAACCAAGUGGGGGCAAAUGAUGCUGACUCAGAUGAUGAGCUGAUCAGUAGGAGGCCAUUCACAAUUCCUCAGGUCUUGAGACCUAAAGGACAGGAGGAAGGUCAGGAGGAAGAGGAGGAGGAUGAGGAAGAAGAGGAGGAGGAAGCUGAAAAGGAGAGAACAAAGGAUCACUUUGUGCAGGACCCAGCUGUGCUGCGGGAGAGGGCUGAAGCCAGGCGGCUGGCUUACCUUGCGAGGAAGGGGCACAAGCAGGACAGCUCUGCUGUUGUUGGGAACACGAAGGGCCACGGGCAGAACCGGGAGAUGGCGCAGGAACGAAGGAAGAAGGAAGCAAACAAAAGCACCCGAGCCAACCACAACCGCCGAGCCAUGGCCGACAGGAAGCGCAACAAAGGCAUGAUUCCCUCCUGAGAGACUCGGCACAGGCACUGCAUCAGCCCAGCCCUCUGCUCUGGGGGAGGCAGCUGUGCUCCCUUGCCUCAGGGGGCUGGAUGUGGUUCAAUACCUGGGCCUCCAGCUCAGGUGGCAUCACACAGGCCUGUUGAGGGCUGCCCCUUCACCCGGCGGGCUGCGCCGCCACGCAUCGGACAGGCUGCACCAGCCAUUCCUCUCCUUUUUGUACUAUUUAUAAUCCUGAGAGUUUUUAUUUUCAUACUGGCUCCUUGUCCCCUCUCCACAACUCAAGUGAGCUUCCAGGCCAGGCAGCAAGGCAGCCCUGAGAGCAAAGCUUCCCUGGAACAGCCCUCGCAGCGUUGUGCUCCGCUGAACGCCUUAUCCCCAAAUCCAGCUUUGGAAGGCUGAUGGGAGAACAUUUGGGCUGUUCCCUCUGCUGAAGACACACAGGAGUUCAGGUGAAUAAGAUCUUGUCAUACAUUUCUGUCCCUGGAGUGGGAGGUGUGAAAAGAGAACAAUAAAUGACUUAAAUCUUCUAGUUGGUGUUUGGGGCUCUUAGGAACCAGAUUGAUCUCUUAACUUAGAGGAGCUUCAACAAGCCUUUGAAUGUGCUGUAUCUGCAGGCAGUGAAAUUCACUCACUGUUUGGUGUUGGCUUAGUGGAAUGAGAUCUAACCACAGCCACUGAGGCUAAAGGUACUUGAAAAUCAGGAUCAGGGCAUCCUAGGCAAGGUAACAGCAGUGUGGAAAUCAGAGUUGAAGGCAGCAGGGUUGGAGUCCCCGGGGAGCUGCCUCCUCAAUAACCACUUGUCACACUCUGUGAAGCAGAACUGCCCUGAUCAUGGUGUUUGCUGUUGGGAAGGCUGGGAGCUAAUAGUAAACAGUUUGUACAAACAGUUUGUAGUAGCUGAAAGCACGUCUCCUGAGGGCCAUCUCCUGUUAGGAAGUUGAUCCCUAGGCAGGGAGGCACACAAAUUACUGAGUUUAUUUUGUCACCUGUUUGUGAGGUCCUCGAAUGCUACAGCAAAGGGUUGUUACACUGUGCCUAGGCAAGCCUGGAGUAUGUGCCAGCAGCUGGUGAUAAAACUGCUCCAGUUGCUGCUGUCACAAAGCAUUAGCACGUUGUUGGAGUGGUGUCCCUGUCAUGGAAGUGAGCUUUCAGGUACACAAUUACACUUUGCUCGGUUAAUCUGCUCCCAGGGCCAUGUUCCCCCCACCCCUGGGUGGUUUUCCUUGCACUGCCAAGGUGCCUGUGGUUGUCAUCUGCAUGCUGAGGAAAUGAGCAGUGGGUGCUGUAGCAUCAGAGCUGCUGUUGCAGCCCCAGGAUGAGCGUUUGGCGAUAAGCUCUGUAGGCAGGUCCCUUGCUGCCUGGAUUUAUGCAGAGGGCAGGGACUCCAGGGCUGUGUGAGUGCUGCUGCCCAACACUAUUGUGCUGGGGCUUUCAGAGUGUGAAGUGGCUGUCACUGCUAUGCAAAUGAUAUCCCUAGUGCUUGUAGGACAAGACUUUGCCUAUUGCUACUGCCCUGUUCCCCUCACAACAAGGGACAGGAACCAGGGGAUUACAUUUACCAGCUUCCACUGUGGAGGGAAACCACCUGCUAGGGUAACCAACUCUCUGCUCUGCUGUAGCUACUGUUCUCUGGCCAAACAGCUUCAGUUACUCUCUGCCAGGCUCCCACAAAGCUGUCUCCCCUUCCCUAAUACUGUAUUCAUCUUCAGUUCUUGCUUCUAAGAAGCUGCAAGGCUCUAUCAGCCACUCAGCAUAGCGUGAAGCUAUCAGCACUGCAGCCAGAGCUGCUCCUAAAGCAGCCAGCCUUACACUGCACAGGAUUAGCACAAGAAAGCUUAAACCAUUGCUCUUAAGCACCUCUAUAAAAGCACAGCUGGGGCUGGGAGAGCUGCAGUUGGGUUGUUUGCUCAAAAAGCACAAGCAGAAUGUUGUUAAAAUCUUUGUUGUGUUCUUAAGAGUAAAUGUUUUACUCCUGACACCUAUUUGCAAAGCUAAUAAAGCUGCUUUCAUUA
Colius striatus (speckled mousebird) is the source of this 4584-nucleotide messenger RNA. RefSeq names its product activating signal cointegrator 1 complex subunit 2 (gene ASCC2). Gene Ontology annotation, molecular function: ubiquitin binding. Gene Ontology annotation, biological process: regulation of DNA-templated transcription. The record is from RefSeq and is a predicted model, not a curated record. The transcript is spliced from 19 exons. Bases 293 to 2581 code for a protein of 762 amino acids. Lineage: Eukaryota; Metazoa; Chordata; Aves; Coliiformes; Coliidae.